This is a messenger RNA of Penicillium canescens, 1962 nucleotides long. Its product is annotated as putative GTPase NOG1. NCBI's taxonomy places the organism in Eukaryota, Fungi, Ascomycota, Eurotiomycetes, Eurotiales, Aspergillaceae. Gene Ontology annotation, biological process: ribosomal large subunit biogenesis. Bases 1 to 1962 code for a protein of 653 amino acids. Gene Ontology annotation, cellular component: nucleolus. The transcript is spliced from 5 exons. The record is from RefSeq and is a predicted model, not a curated record. Gene Ontology annotation, molecular function: RNA binding; GTP binding; GTPase activity.
AUGAAGACUACGUGGAAGGAUAUUGCGCCAGUGCCCACAAACCAGGAGUUCCUGGAUAUUGUCCUGAGUCGGACUCAGCGACAGUUGCCCACACAGAUUCGUGCUGGUUUCAAAAUCAGCCGUAUCAGAGGAUUCUACACCCGAAAGGUCAAAUAUACCCAGGAGACUUUCUGUGAAAAGUUCCAGGCUAUCCUCGAUGGAUUCCCUCGUCUGCAGGAUAUUCAUCCUUUCCACAAGGAUUUGAUGAACACUCUCUACGAUGCCGACCACUUCCGUAUCGCUCUUGGUCAAGUCUCGACCGCCAAGCACCUGAUUGAAACCGUUUCUCGCGACUACGUCCGUCUUAUCAAGUAUGCGCAGUCUCUGUUCCAGUGCAAGCAGCUCAAGCGCGCUGCGCUCGGUCGUAUGGCCACCAUCUGCCGUCGUCUUAAGGACCCUCUUGUCUACCUGGAGCAGGUCCGCCAGCACUUGGGUCGUCUGCCCUCAAUCGACCCCAACACUCGUACUCUCCUAAUCUGUGGAUACCCCAACGUUGGAAAGUCGAGUUUCCUGCGCAACAUUACCCGCGCAGAUGUCGACGUUCAGCCUUAUGCUUUCACCACCAAGAGUUUGUUCGUCGGUCACUUCGAUUACAAGUACCUCCGCUUCCAAGCCAUUGAUACCCCCGGAAUUCUGGACCACCCCCUUGAGGAGAUGAACACCAUUGAAAUGCAGUCCAUCACCGCAGUUGCCCAUUUGCGCUCCGCUAUCCUCUACUUCAUGGAUCUUUCCGAGCAGUGUGGUUACUCUGUCGGUGACCAGAUCAAGCUCUUCCACAGCAUCAAGCCUCUUUUCGCCAACAAGAUUGUGUUCAUUGUUAUCAACAAGAUCGAUGUGCGCCGUCCCGAGGAUCUGGAGCCUGAGUACCAGGAGCAGCUCCAGGAGAUCCUCAAGGCUGAGGAUGUCGAGAUGCUGCAGGCUUCUUGCACCACCACCGAGGGUGUGACCGCUGUCAAGAACGCUGCCUGUGACAAGCUUCUCGCUGAGCGUGUUGCCCAGAAGCUCAAGUCUGGCUCUAACAACGCCACUCCCGGUGGCCGUCUCGGUGACGUUCUGUCCCGUAUUCACGUUGCCCAGCCCAUGGGUGGUGUCCGUGAAAGCUUUAUCCCCGAGGCCGUCAAGGAGCUCAAGAAGUACGACAAGAACGACCCCAACCGCCGGAGACUGGAGCGCGACCUCGAGGAGGAGAACGGUGGUGCUGGUGUCUACAGCUUCGACAUGCAGCGCGACUACACUCUGGCAGACAAGGAGUGGAACCACGACAAGAUUCCCGAGGUGUGGAACGGCAAGAACAUCUACGACUUCGUGGACCCGGACAUCGAGACCAAGCUCGCUGCCCUCGAGGAAGAAGAAGAGAAGCUCGAAGCCGACGGUUACUACGAGUCGGACGAAAGCGUGGAAGAUGCCGAAGACGCCGACACCCGCAUGAAGGCCGAUCUGAUCCGCGAGAAGCGCGUGCUCCUCCGCAACGAAGCCAAAAUGCGCAAGUCGCUCAAGAACCGCGCCGCCAUCCCUCGCAGUGCCAAGGCCAAGAAGCUCUCCGAGAUGGAGAAGGGUCUGGACUCUGCCGGCUACGAUAUCGAUGCCGCUGGCUCCCGCGCCCGGAACCAGAGCCAGGCCCCCCGUGGCCGCACCUCCACCCGCGAGGAAACCCGUGACGAUGACGCCAUGGACAUCGACACUCCCCACAAGGCCCUUGCCCGCGCUAAAAGCCGUGCCCGCAGCACACCUGCCACUGACCGUCGCCAUGAUGGUGUUACUAGCAUUGGUAACCGCGACAAGGCUGAGCGUAUGGCCAAGCUAGGCCAGAAGAAGAUGAACCGUAUGGCCCGUGCCGGUGAGGCUGAUCGUCACACGACCGCCUCGCUCGCCAAGCACUUGUUCUCCGGAAAGCGUGGUAUGGGCAAGACGGACCGUCGUUAA